AUGGCAGAAGGUGCUGACGAGGAAGAGAUCCAGUUCCUGCGUACAGAUGAUCAAGUGGUGCUGCAGUGCACUGCAUCUAUUCUUAAGGAACAGAUCAAGGUGUGUCUGUCAUGUGAAGGAUUUGGCAAUCGGCUGUGUUUCCUUGAGACCACCUCAAAUGCUCAGAAUGUCCCUCCAGACCUUGCCAUCUGCUGCUUCAUUUUGGAGCAGUCCCUGUCCGUGCGAGCGUUACAGGAGAUGCUCUCUAACACUAGUGUUGAUGAGGUAGGACACAGUGAAACAAAGGUAUCGUCACAAGGUGGAGGUCAUCGAACCCUGCUGUAUGGACACGCCAUCCUGCUAAAACACACUCACUCCAGCAUGUACUUGAGCUGUUUGACUACUUCACGCUCACUGACAGACAAAUUGGCUUUUGAUGUGGGUUUGCAGGAAGACUCCACAGGCGAGGCCUGUUGGUGGACCAUACACCCAGCCUCCAAGCAAAGGUCUGAGGGUGAGAAGGUCAGGGUGGGAGAUGACCUCAUUCUGGUCAGCGUUUCUUCAGAAAGAUACCUGCACUUGUCCUAUGCAAGUGGUGACUUGAUGGUAGAUGCUUCCUUCAUGCAAACACUGUGGACCAUGACCCCUGUGAUGUCUGGGUGUGAAUUAGCUGAAGGUUUUCUGACUGGAGGAUAUGUGCUCAGGCUCUUCCAUGGUCACAUGGAUGAGUGUUUGGCAAUCCCAGGAGCUGAACAAGGAGACGACCAGCGCAGAGUUGUUCAUUAUGAAGGCGGGGCCGUGUGCAGCCAUGCUCGGUCCUUAUGGAGACUUGAGCCACUGCGUAUUGGCUGGAGUGGGGGCCACAUUAAGUGGGGCCAGUCUUUCCGGAUACGCCACAUAACAACGGGCAGAUACCUGUGCCUGGAGGAGGAGAAAGGACUUUUGUUGGUGGACCCAGAGAAAGCCAAUUCCAAGAUGUCAGCCUUCUGCUUUAGAAUUUCUAAGGAACUACAGGAAAAAAUUGAAGUGACCCAAAAGCGGGAUGUGGAAGGAAUGGGCAUACCUGAGAUUAAGUAUGGAGAGUCCAUGUGCUUCGUACAGCAUGUCUCAACUGGCCUCUGGCUUACAUAUGCUGCUGUUGAUGCCAAAUCUGCACGUUUAGGCCCUCUGAAGAGAAAGGCCAUACUCCAUAAAGAAGGUCACAUGGAUGAUGCUCUCACUGUUGCUCGAUCUCAAACAGAAGAGUCUCAAGCUGCCAGAAUGAUUUACAGCACUACAGGCCUCUUCCACCAGUUCAUCAAUGGGAAAAACAAAUCUGUCAAUCCCCCAUCUCUGCCCAUGGACACAGUGGUACUAUCUCUCCAAGACCUUAUUUUCUACUUCCGACCCCCUGAGGAGGAGCUAGAGCACGAGGACAAACAGUUCAAGCUUCGCUCCCUCAAGAACAGACAAAACCUUUUCCAGGAAGAGGGCAUGAUUACACUUGUUCUGGAUUGUGUUGAUCGGCUUAAUGUGUACAACACAGCCGCGCACUUCUCAGAGUAUGCUGGGGAAGAAGCUGCAGAGUCAUGGAAGGAGAUAGUAAAUUUACUGUAUGAGUUGUUAGCCUCUUUGAUCAGAGGAAACCGAGCUAACUGUGCUCUGUUCUGUGACAACCUUGACUGGCUGGUCAGUAAACUGGAUCGUUUGGAAGCAUCUUCAGGAAUCCUGGAAGUGCUGUACUGUGUUCUGAUUGAGAGUCCAGAGGUGCUGAAUAUUAUUCAGGAGAAUCACAUCAAAUCAAUCAUCUCUCUUCUGGAUAAGCAUGGACGCAAUCACAAGGUCUUAGAUGUGCUGUGUUCUCUCUGUGUGUGUAACGGGGUGGCUGUGAGGUCCAAUCAGAAUCUCAUCACAGAGAAUCUUCUUCCAGGUCGUGACCUUCUACUUCAAACCAGCAUUAUCAACUAUGUAACCAGCAUGAGGCCCAAUAUUUUCCUUGGAACCUGUGAAGGAUCCACUCAGUAUAAGAAGUGGUAUUUUGAGGUGAUGGUAGACCAUGUGGAGCCAUUCCUCACAGCUCAGGCGUAUCACCUGCGUGUGGGGUGGGCUUUGACAGAAGGCUAUAGUCCUUACCCUGGUGGCGGGGAAGGAUGGGGGGCUAAUGGAGUCGGUGAUGACCUCUACUCCUAUGGUUUUGAUGGCUUUCAUCUCUGGUCAGGACGUGUUCCACGCCACGUUGCUUCUCCCAGUCAGCACAUCCUGGCAGCUGAGGAUGUGAUCAGCUGUUGUUUGGAUCUAAGCGUUCCCAGCAUCUCCUUCCGAAUCAACGGGCAUCCUGUUCAGGGAAUGUUUGAGAACUUCAACCUGGAUGGCCUAUUCUUUCCUGUUGUCAGCUUCUCUGCCGGCAUAAAGCUUCGAUUUCUUCUUGGAGGGCGUCAUGGAGAUUUCAAGUUCCUCCCACCUCCAGGCUAUGCUCCCUGCUAUGAGGCAGUGCUGCCCAGGGACCGUUUGCGGAUUGAGCCCAUCAAGGAGUAUAAGCACGAUUUUAAUGAUGUCCGCAAUCUGUUGGGUCCAACCCAGUCUCUUUCCCAUACAGCCUUCACUCCUUGCCCUGUGGACACUAUACAGAUUGUGCUUCCUCCUCAUUUGGAGCGCAUUCGAGAGAAGCUUGCAGAAAACAGUCAUGAGUUAUGGGCUGUUACUCGCAUUGAACAAGGGUGGACGUAUGGAUUAUUUCGUGAUGACAACAAGAAGCUGCAUCCCUGCCUGGUAGAUUUCCAGAGUCUGCCUGAGCCGGAGAAGAACUACAAUUUAGCAAUGUCUGGAGAGACAUUGAAAACUCUGCUGGCUCUUGGCUGUCAUGUUGGAAUGGGAGAUGAGAAAGCAGAGGAGAAUCUGAAAAAGAUCAAGCUCCCAAAAACUUACAUGCAGAUUAACGGAUACAAACCAGCCCCUUUGGACCUCAAUCAUGUCAAACUGACUCCUAAUCAAAACACUCUAGUAGAGAGACUGGCAGAAAAUGGACACAAUGUGUGGGCAAGAGACCGGGUUCGUCAGGGCUGGACCUACAGCAUUGUGCAGGAUAUAAUGAGUAAGCGCAAUCCCCGUCUGGUUCCGUACAACCUGCUGGAUGAAAAGACUAAAAAGACCAACCGAGACACAGUUUGUGCAGCAGUUCGCACUCUCAUUGGAUAUGGUUACAACAUAGAGCCGCCCGAUCAGGAGAGUAGUGGGCACGGACCCGGAAGCUCCCGGGGAGAUAAAAUCCGAGUUUUCAGAGCAGAGAAAUCAUAUGUCGUCACACACGGGAAGUGGUACUUUGAAUUUGAGGCUGUGACCGUGGGAGAGAUGAGAGUAGGCUGGGCCAGGCCCAGUGUUCACGCAGACAAAGAACUCGGAACAGAUGAGUUGGCAUAUGUCUUCAAUGGAUUCAAGGCCCAACGCUGGCAUGUGGGAAAUGAGUCAUUUGGCCGUCAGUGGCAGUCCGGUGAUGUGGUUGGCUGUAUGAUUGACCUCACCGAGAUGAACAUCAUGUUUACACUCAAUGGAGAAAUGUUGAUCAGUGACUCAGGCUCAGAAAUGGCCUUUAAGGAUAUCGAGAUAGGAGAAGGCUUUAUACCUGUAUGCAGUCUGGGCUUGUCCCAGGUUGGCAGGAUCAACCUGGGUCAGAAUGUCAGCAGUCUACGUUAUUUCACCAUCUGUGGCCUGCAGGAGGGAUUUGAGCCGUUUGCUAUUAAUAUGAAAAGAGACAUUACCAUGUGGUUCAGCAAAAGCCUUCCCCAGUUCAUCCCUGUUCCGACUGAUCAUCCUCACAUUGAGGUGUCGCGUGUUGAUGGAACUGUGGAUACGCCUCCUUGUAUCAAAGCAACCCACAAGACAGUUGGGUCUCAGAACGCCAACACAGAUUUGCUGUUCUUCAGACUCAGCAUGCCGAUUGAGUUUCAUGAGUUCUUCAAAGUCCCUGUGGGAACAACUCUUCUCACUCGUGCUCUCACCAUCCCCGAGGAUGAGGUUUUAGAGGUGGACCCAGACUCUGACUUUGAAAUACUCAAGAAGUCAGCUACUCGCAAAGAGCAGGAGGAGGAGAAGAAAGAGCCUUCCGUGCCCAAAGAGACUCCUGCCAUCAAAAAUGGAGAGAAUGAGAAAGAUGCCUCCACUGAGAAAAGCAAGAAGAAAGGUUUCCUUUUCAAGGCUAAGAAAGCUGCAUUAAUAACCCCACCACCUGUUGUUCCAACCCUGCCCCGCUUAGUGGAAGAUGUCGUACCAGAUGACAGGGAUGACAUGGACAUAAUCCUCAAUACCACCACGUACUAUUACUCAGUGAGAAUAUUUGCAGGACAAGAACCAGGAGGUGUGUGGGUAGGCUGGAUCACACCAGACUAUCACCAGUAUGACCUUCAUUUUGACAUCAGCAAAGUGAGAAAUGUUACAGUCACAGUCGGUGAUGAUAAAGGCAACAUUCACGACAGUAUCAAGCGCAGUAACUGCUACAUGGUUUGGGGAGGAGAGUUCGGCAGCUCCCAGCAGACUCGCGUCAGCCAGGAGGACUUUGUGAUUGGCUGUCUUGUUGAUCUGGACACAGGACUCAUGACUUUUACUGCUAAUGGAAAAGAAAUAAACACAUUUUACCAGGUGGAGCCAAACACAAAACUCUUCCCAGCUGCCUUUGUUCUGCCUUCCUAUCAGAAUAUGAUCCAGUUUGAACUUGGCAAGCUCAAAAACAUCAUGCCAAUUUCAGCUGCCAUGUUCCGGAGCGAACGUAGAAACACCAUUCCCCAAUGCCCUCCAAGACUGGAUGUUCAGAUGUUAACCCCAGUCAUCUGGAGCCGAAUGCCCAACCACUUCUUGGCUCCUGAAACCGGGCGUGUCAGUGAGAGACUGGGCUGGAUGGUUCAGUGCCAGGAACCACUCACUAUGAUGGCCCUUCACAUUCCAGAGGAGAACAGAUGUAUUGACAUCCUGGAACUAUCUGAACGAAUGGACUUGCUGAAGUUUCACUACCACACUCUGAAGCUGUAUGGCUCAGUGUGUGCUCUGGGUAACAACCGCGUGGCACACGCGUUGUGUAGCUAUGUAGAUGAAUCUCAGCUUUUCUAUGCCAUAGAGAACACCUACCUACCUGGACCAAUGAGGAGUGGCUUCUACGACCUUCUCAUCAGCAUGCACCUAGAGUCUGCUAAACGGAAUCGUCUGGGAACCAACAAGGAAUUCAUUGUUCCCAUGACAGAUGAAACACGCACUAUCACUUUGUACACUGCAAAAUCUCAUGCUUUGCCAGGUGUUGGUCUCACUACAUGUCUCCGUCCAAAACUCCAUUUCUCCCCUGUUGGGUUUGUGGGAACAGAUCCAAACAUUUACACCCUGAGCCCAGUCAUUCCCUUACAGGUCCUAAAGACCACAGCCUUGAACAUGCUGAUUGAAGCUGUGCAAGAUGGAGGCCAAGCCAUGAGAGACCCUGUGGGAGGCAGUGUUGAGUUUCAUUUUGUUCCAAUCCUGAAGCUCAUCAGUACUCUCCUCAUAAUGGGCGUGUUUGAUGAUGAAGAUGUUACACACAUCCUAAAAAUGAUUGACCCCACCGUCUUCAGUACUACAAAAGCAGAAGAGCUCACUGAGGAGACUGAGGAAACUGAGAAAGAGUCAAAGCCUGUAGACAUUGGAGGGGAUGCUAAAGAAGAACUACUAGAACAAGGACUUUUCCAGAUGAAACUACCAGAGUCUGUAAAAUUACAGAUGUGUACUCUGCUGCAGUAUUUCUGUGACUGUGAGCUGCGUCACAGAGUGGAGGCCAUCUCUGCCUUUUCAGAUAAGUUUGUCAGCCAGAUACAGUCCAACCAGAGGCAGCGCUAUAAUGAUCUGAUGCUGGCUUUCACUAUGAGUGCUGCUGAAACUGCUCGCAAGACCCGUGAAUUUCGCUCCCCACCUCAGGAGCAGGUCAACAUGCUUAUGAACUUCAAGAACUGCCCUGAAGAUGAAGAGUGUCCUGUCCCAGAUGAGGUUCGAGAAUCCUUGCUGGUGUUUCAUAAUGCUCUGCUGCUCCACUGUGGUGUUCACAUUGAGGAGGAAGAAGAAGAGGAGGAAGUGGAUAAUUCUGUCCGUGGACGGUUGCUUCGUCUGUUGGAAAAGGUGAAAAAAUUCCGUGAGAAGAGGGUAGAAGUGGAUCCUGAGCCACAGGAAGACAAAAAACCAAGCACAUUACAAGAGCUGAUUUCCCAUACAAUGAUCCACUGGGCGCAGGAGUCAUUCAUCCAGAACCCUGAGUUAGUGCGUAUGAUGUUCAGCCUCCUUCACAGGCAGUAUGAUGGGCUGGGUGAGCUCAUGCGUGCCCUUCCCAAGGCUUACACCAUCAAUGCAGUGUCAAUUCAGGACACCAUGGACCUGCUGGAGUGCUUAGGCCAGAUCCGCUCACUGCUUAUUGUGCAGAUGGGUCCAGAAGAGGAGAGGCUUAUAAUUCAAAGUAUCGGGAACAUCAUGAGUAACAAAGUUUUCUAUCAACACCCCAACUUGAUGCGAGCUCUGGGCAUGCAUGAAACUGUCAUGGAGGUCAUGGUUAAUGUACUGGGUGGUGGGGACUCUAAGAUCAGAUUCCCUCGAGUGGUGACAAAUUGUUGCCGCUUUCUCUGCUACUUUUGUCGUAUCAGUCGUCAGAAUCAGCGUUCCAUGUUUGACCACCUCAGCUACCUUCUCCAGAACAGUGGCAUUGGCCUUGCUGUAGUAAAGCUAAACGUUGUAUGGGUUUCUCCAGGAAUGCGUGGCUCUACCCCCUUGGAUGUGGCUGCAGCCUCUUGUAUUGACAAUAACGAACUGGCUCUGGCUCUCCAAGAGCAGGAUUUAGAAAUGGUGGUGAAGUAUUUGGCUGGAUGUGGACUUCAAAGUUGUCCCAUGCUGCUGGCUAAAGGCUACCCUGACAUUGGCUGGAAUCCUUGUGGUGGAGAGAAAUACCUUGACUUUCUUCGUUUUGCUGUAUUCGUCAACGGAGAAAGUGUAGAAGAGAAUGCCAAUGUGGUGGUACGCCUUCUCAUUCGAAGGCCUGAGUGCUUUGGCCCAGCUCUGAGAGGAGAGGGUGGUAAUGGUCUGCUUGCAGCAAUAGAGGAAGCCAUCAAAAUAUCAGAGGACCCUGCAAGGGAUGGUCCUAGUACUUUUUUUGGUAGGUUUGGAGGAGAGGAACAGCAUGAGGAGAACAGGGUGCACCUGGGAAAUGCCAUCAUGUCCUUCUACUCUGCUCUAAUUGAUCUACUGGGACGCUGUGCCCCAGAGAUGCAUCUAAUCCAAGCUGGUAAAGGUGAGGCCCUGAGAAUCAGGGCGAUUCUGAGGUCUCUGGUUCCCAUUGAGGAUCUGGUGGGAGUCAUCAGCCUUCCUGUUCAGAUCCCUUCUUUUGGAAAGGACAAUAGCAUCAUAGAGCCAAAGAUGUCAGCCAGUUUUGUGCCAGAUCACAAGGCCCCCAUGGUGCUGUUCCUAGACAGAGUUUAUGGUAUUGACAAUCAAGAUUUCCUGCUUCAUGUGCUUGAGGUGGGCUUUUUACCUGACAUGAGGGCUGCUGCCUCUCUGGACACGGCUGCAUUCAGCACCACGGAGAUGGCCCUUGCUUUGAACCGCUACCUAUGCUCUGCUGUGUUGCCACUCAUCACCAAGUGUGCGCCACUUUUUGCCGGCAGUGACCACAGAGCCAUAAUGAUUGACUCAAUGCUGCACACAAUCUACAGACUGUCCAGAGGACGAGCCUUCACAAAGGCUCAGAGAGACAUUAUUGAGGAGUGCCUCAUGGCUUUGUGCAAGCAUCUACGUCCAUCCAUGCUUCAGCACCUUCUAAGAAGGCUGGUGUUUGAUGUUCCCAUUCUCAAUGAGUAUGCCAAAAUGCCACUGAAGCUUUUGACUAAUCAUUAUGAGCGAUGCUGGAAAUAUUACUGCCUUCCUAAUGGUUGGGCUAACUUUGGAGUUGCCUCAGAAGAAGAACUACAUCUGACCCGCAAACUUUUCUGGGGGAUCUUUGAAUCACUGGCACACAAGAAAUUUGAUGCUGAAAUUUUCAAAAUUUCAAUGCCAUGUAUCUGCGCCAUUGCUGGAGCCAUUCCUCCGGAUUAUGUGGACGCCAGCUACUCCUCCAAAACAGAGAAAAAGGCAUCAGUGGAUGCAGAGGGAAACUUUGAUCCUAAACCAGUAGAGACCACAAACACAAUAAUUCCUGAGAGACUGGAUCCCUUUAUCAACAAAUAUGCUGAAUAUACACACGAUAAAUGGGCCUUUGAAAAGAUUCAGAAUAACUGGUCAUACGGUGAGGUGCUGGAUGAGAAUGCUAAAACCCAUCCUAUGCUCAGACCAUACAAAACCUUCUCAGAGAAGGACAAAGAGAUCUAUCGAUGGCCAAUCAAAGAGUCAGUUAAAGCCAUGCUGGCGUGGGAAUGGAAUUUAGACAAAGCUAGAGAAGAAGAGGAGUCAGAGAAGAAGAAGGCAGCAGCUAGAAAAAUCUCUCAGACUGCUCAGGGCCAUGGCUACAGUCCACAGCCCAUUGAUAUCUCACACAUGGGUCUUUCAAGAGAUCUGCAGUCAAUGGCAGAGCAACUUGCAGAAAAUUACCAUAACACCUGGGGACGCAAGAAAAAGUUAGAACUGCAGGCCAAAGGAGGAGGAACACAUCCUCUGCUGGUGCCCUACGAUACUCUGACAGCAAAAGAGAAGGCGCGAGACAGAGAGAAAGCCUAUGAGUUGCUCAAGUUCCUGCAGCUUAACGGAUAUGCCGUCACAAGGGGCCUGAAAGAUAUGGAGUCAGAAAUAUCGUCUAUUGAGAAGAGGUUUGCCUAUGGUUUCCUGCAGAAGCUGUUAAAAUGGAUGGAAAUUGCCCAGGAGUUUAUUGCUCAUCUUGAGGCUGUGGUGAGCAGCGGACGAGUGGAAAAGUCUCCUCACGAGCAGGAAAUCAAAUUUUUUGCCAAGAUUUUGAUGCCUCUAAUAAACCAGUACUUCAAAAAUCACUGCCUCUACUUCUUAUCAACACCUGCUAAAGUUCUGGGCAGCGGGGGACAUUCCUCCAAUAAGGAGAAGGAGAUGAUUGCCAGUAUCUUCUGUAAAAUGUCUGCUCUGGUGAGGCACAGAGUUUCUCUCUUUGGAACGGAUGCUCCAGCUAUUGUUAACUGUCUUCACAUUCUGGCACGGUCACUGGAUGCAAGGACAGUGAUGAAGUCAGGGCCUGAGAUUGUGAAAGCAGGGCUGCGGUCAUUCUUUGAGAGUGCUGCUGAUGAUAUAGAGAAGAUGGUGGAAAAUCUCAAACUGGGCAAAGUAUCCAAAGGCAAUCAGCAAGUGAAAGGUGUCUCCCAGAACAUCAACUACACAACUAUCGCCCUGCUCCCUGUGCUGACCUCCCUGUUUGAUCACAUCGCUCAGCACCAGUUUGGAGAUGAUGUCAUCUUGGAUGACCUACAGAUGUCAUGCUAUCGCAUCAUGUGUAGCAUCUACUCGUUAGGAACUGUCAAAAAUCCACAUGUUGAGAGACAGAGGCCAGCUCUUGGAGAGUGCCUGGCUCACCUUGCAGCAGCUAUGCCAGUUGCCUACUUAGAGCCCAAUCUAAAUGAGUUCAACGCUUUUUCUGUCUAUACCACAAAGACACCAAGAGAGAGAGCUAUCCUGGGGCUUCCCAAUGAGGUCCAGGAAUUAUGUCCAGACAUCCCAGAGCUGGAUGUUCUGUUAAAGGAGAUUGGGGACUUGGCAGAGUCUGGGGCUCGCUACACUGAGAUGCCUCAUGUGAUUGAAAUCACUUUGCCAAUGUUGUGCAACUACCUUCCACGCUGGUGGGAGAGAGGAGCUGAAAACGUCCCUGAGAUGGAAGAUCGACUCUGCACGGAUGUCACAUCAGAACACCUAAACCAGCUGCUGGGAAGCAUCAUGAAAAUUGUUGUCAAUAACUUGGGUAUUGAUGAAGCCUCGUGGAUGAAGAGAUUAGCUGUGUUUUCACAGCCCAUUGUCAGCAGGGCAAAGCCAGAAAUGCUUAAAUCCCACUUCAUUCCAACAAUGGAGAAGCUAAAGAAACGUACCUCAAAGGUGGUGGCUGAGGAGGACCAUUUGCGAAUGGAGGGAAAAUCAGAGGGGGAUGAAGAGGAUGGCACUAUACGAGAUGAAUUUGCUGUCCUCUGCAGAGACUUGUACGCCCUCUACCCUCUGCUGAUCCGCUAUGUGGACAACAACAGAGCAAGAUGGCUGACAUGUCCUGACCCAGAUGCAGAAGAACUCUUCCGAAUGGUGGGAGAGGUCUUUAUUUUCUGGUCCAAGUCUCAUAACUUUAAACGAGAGGAGCAGAACUUUGUGGUGAUGAAUGAGAUCAAUAACAUGUCAUUUCUCACUGCUGACAGCAAGAGCAAAAUGAGCAAGGGAGGAAGUUCCGAUACUGAACGCACCAAGAAGAAAAAACGGGGAGAUCGUUACUCUGUCCAGACUUCACUUAUCGUUGCCGCCUUGAAAAAGAUGCUCCCCAUAGGCCUCAACAUGUGCUCUCCCGCUGAUCAGGAGCUCAUCAACCUGGCCAAGAUCCGUUACUCUUUGAGAGAUACUGAUGAAGAAGUAAGAGAGUUCCUGCAGAGCAACCUACAUCUUCAGGGCAAGGUGGACAACCCAUCCAUGCGCUGGCAGAUGGCUCUGUACAAGGAGAUGGCAGGGAAAGCCGAAGACGCUGAUGCUCCUGUGAAAGUUGUCAAGAGAGUACAGGAGGUUUCUGCAGUCCUCUACCACCUUGAAGUGACGGAGCAUCCUUUUAAAUCCAAGAAGAUGGUGUGGCACAAACUGUUGUCCAAGCAGAGACGCAGGGCUGUUGUCGCUUGCUUCAGGAUGACACCACUGUACAACAUACCGAGACAUCGAGCUUCAAACAUGUUCCUUGAGGGUUACAAGCGUAACUGGCUUCAUACUGAGGGUUUUUCCUUUGAAGACAGGAUGAUAGAUGACUUAUCUAAAGCAAUGGAGCAGGAGGAAGGUGAUGAAGAAGAGGAGAAAGAAACUAAACCAGAUCCCCUUCACCAGCUUAUUCUGCAUUUCAGUCGAACAGCUCUAACAGAAAAGAGUAAACUGGAAACAGAUCAUCUUUAUAUGGCUUAUGCAGAUAUUAUGGCAAAGAGUUGCCAUAUUGGUGAGGAUGAAGAAGGGGGAGAGGAAGAGGUGGAAAGUGCUCAGGAUGAGAUGUCCUUUGAGGAAAAAGAAAUGGAGAAACAAAGGCUUCUGUACCAGCAGUCCAGACUUCAUAAUCGUGGCGCUGCAGAGAUGGUCCUGCAAAUGAUCAGUGCAUGCAAAGGUGAAACUGGCCCGAUGGUAUCUACAACCCUCAAGCUGGGUAUUUCUAUCCUUAAUGGUGGAAACAGUGAAGUUCAGCGAAAAAUGCUGGAGUACUUAAAGGACAAGAAAGAUGUGGGCUUCUUUUUGAGUCUCCAGGCAUUGAUGCAGACUUGCUGUGUCUUGGAUCUAAAUGCUUUUGAGAGGCAGAACAAGGCAGAGGGGCUUGGCAUGGUUUCAGAGGAAGGCACUAACUUGAACCUAGAUCGGGAUGAGAAAGUUAUGGCUGAUGAUGAGUUCACCUGCGAUCUCUUCCGGUUCUUGCAGCUGCUCUGUGAAGGCCACAAUAAUGAUUUUCAGAACUACUUGCGGACACAAAUAGGCAGCACAACUACCAUCAAUGUAAUCAUCUGCACUGUGGAUUACCUCCUCCGGCUCCAGGAAUCUAUAAGCGAUUUCUACUGGUAUUAUUCUGGCAAGGAUGUCAUUGAUGAACCAGGUAAAAAGAACUUCUCCAAAGCAAUGACAGUCGCCAAACAGAUUUUCAACAGUCUGACUGAAUAUAUUCAGGGUCCAUGCACUGGCAACCAGCAGUCCCUGGCCCACAGCAGGCUGUGGGAUGCUAUUGUCGGAUUCCUUCACGUCUUUGCACACAUGAUGAUGAAGUUGGCACAGGACUCCAGCCAGAUUGGUCUGCUGAAGGAGCUGCUUGACCUACAGAAAGACAUGGUUGUCAUGUUGCUCUCAUUAUUAGAGGGAAAUAUUGUAAAUGGUACAAUCGCACGCCAGAUGGUGGACAUGUUGGUAGAGUCCUCCAGCAACGUCGAAAUGAUUCUCAAGUUCUUCGACAUGUUCCUCAAACUGAAAGACAUUGUGGCUUCGGAUGCUUUCCGUGAUUAUGUGACGGACCCUCGAGGGCUCAUCUCCAAAAAGGACUUCCAGAAGGCCAUGGACAGUCAGAAACAGUACUCUCCCUCAGAGAUCCAGUUUCUUCUGUCCUGCUCGGAAGCAGAUGAGAAUGACAUGAUCAACUAUGAGGAGUUUGCCAGUCGCUUCCAAGAGCCUGCCAAAGACAUUGGCUUCAACAUCGCAGUGCUGCUCACCAACCUGUCUGAGCACGUCCCCCAUGACACCAGACUAAAGAACUUCCUGGAACAAGCAGAGAGUGUGCUGAACUACUUCCGCCCAUUCCUGGGUCGUAUUGAAAUAAUGGGCGCCAGCAGGAAGAUUGAGCGCAUCUACUUUGAAAUCAGUGAAGUUAACCGCAGACAGUGGGAAAUGCCACAAGUCAGAGAGUCCAAGCGGCAGUUUAUAUUCGAUGUUGUCAACGAGGGCGGUGAAUCAGAGAAGAUGGAGAUGUUUGUCAACUUCUGUGAAGACACCAUCUUUGAGAUGAAGAUAGCCUCACAAAUUUCAGAGCAGGAAGAGGAGGAAAAGGGGGAAGAGGAUGACGAAGGAGAUGAGGGUGGGGGUGAGGGAGGACCUGUUGUGGGAGCAGGUGGAGGAGGAGAUGAGGAUAGUAAUGGCGAGGAAGGGCAGCCUGAAUCAACCUCUGCAUUUGCGGACUUUAUAAACAGCAUGUUAAGCUUCUUCAACAUUUUUACCUUCCGUAACCUUCGCAGACAGUACCGCAGAGUGAGGAAGAUGACCUUCAAGGAGAUUGUUGUGGCUUUGUCCAUUUUUUUCUGGACCAUCCUGAUGAGUAUUCUCCACUUCAUUUACAAUGUGUGCAAAGGCUUCUUUAUGAUCAUCUGGCAAGCUCUGUUUGGAGGUGGUUUGGUUGAGGGAGCUAAAAAUAUUACAGUAACAGAAAUUUUAGCAAGCAUGCCAGAUCCCACGCAGGACGAUGUGCAUGGAGAUGGACCAGGGGAGACAGGAACGGGAGAAGAACAAGACACGGGGGGGAUAACGGAUUCUGGUGAGACUGGGAGUGGUGAAGAGGAGGAGGAAGAUACCCAGGAAAAAGAGGGUGGAAGGAUACCAGGUGCUGAUGCUCCAGGUGGUCUUGGAGACAUGGGUGUAGAGGAACCUGUUGAACCUCCAACUCCUGAGGGAAGUCCCAUAACAAAGAGAAAAAUGUCACCAGAAGAGGCUGAUGCUAGCCAAAAACCACCUGAGCCGCCUCCUGUUGAGGAAACUCCUCCAGAGCCUGAAAAAGCUGAUGAUGAAGAUGGAGAGAAAGCUGAGAAAGAGUCCCCAAGCAAAGAAAAAGAAGAGCCAGAAAAACCAAGGAAGACUUCAGCGAAAAAAGAGAAGAAGAUAAAAAGGGAAGGAGGUUUUCAAAUUUGGACUGAGCUGGAAACCCAAAGGAAUAAAUUUAUGAACUACCUCUCCAGAAACUUCUACAACCUGCGUUUUCUGGCUCUGUUCCUUGCGUUUGCUCUCAACUUCAUCUUGCUUUUCUACAAGGUGUCAGAAACUCCACCCAACGAAGAGGCCGAGGGAUCUGGAAUGAAUGAGGGAGUAGAUGAGGAUGAAGAGGACGUCCCACUUUAUUUCUAUUUAGAGGAGAGCACUGGAUACAUGCAGCCCACACUGGCCUUCCUUGCGAUCCUUCACACAGUCAUUUCAUUUAUCUGUAUCAUCGGCUACAAUUGUCUGAAGAUUCCACUGGUGAUCUUUAAAAGGGAGAAAGAACUUGCAAGAAAGUUGGAGUUUGAUGGCCUCUACAUCACUGAGCAGCCCGAGGAUGACGACAUUAAGGGCCAGUGGGACCGAUUAGUCCUGAAUACACCCUCUUUCCCAAACAACUAUUGGGAUAAAUUUGUCAAACGAAAGGUUCUGGAUAAGUACGGAGACAUUUAUGGAAGAGAGCGAAUCGCCGAGCUGCUGGGUGUUGAUUUGGCCUCUCUGGAUGUGAGUCAGCAGCAUGAGAAGAAACAGGAGGAACCAGACAACUCAGUGUUUGCAUGGAUGACCUCUAUAGACAUCAAGUACCAGAUCUGGAAAUUUGGGGUUGUGUUCACAGACGGUACUUUCCUUUAUCUCUGUUGGUACCUGAUCAUGUCCUUGCUUGGGCAUUAUAACAACUUCUUCUUCGCCUGUCACUUACUGGAUAUUGCUAUGGGUGUCAAGACUCUUCGUACCAUCCUGUCCUCAGUCACACACAAUGGCAAACAGCUCAUGAUGACGGUGGGCUUGCUGGCCGUGGUGGUGUACCUUUACACUGUAGUCGCUUUUAAUUUCUUCCGCAAGUUUUACAAUAAAAGCGAGGAUGAGGAUGAACCAGAUAUGAAAUGUGAUGACAUGAUGACCUGUUACCUGUUCCACAUGUAUGUGGGUGUGCGCGCUGGUGGAGGCAUUGGGGAUGAGAUAGAGGAUCCAGCCGGAGAUGAAUACGAGCUUUAUCGAGUGGUCUUUGAUAUCACGUUCUUCUUCUUUGUCAUUGUCAUUCUGUUGGCCAUUAUUCAGGGUCUGAUCAUUGAUGCCUUUGGAGAGCUCAGAGACCAACAAGAGCAGGUUAAGGAGGACAUGGAGACAAAAUGCUUCAUAUGUGGCAUUGGAAGUGACUACUUUGAUACGACACCACAUGGCUUUGAGACCCACACUUUUGAUGAGCACAACCUGGCCAAUUAUUUGUUCUUCCUCAUGUACCUUAUCAACAAAGAUGAGACGGAGCACACGGGUCAGGAGUCAUACGUGUGGAAGAUGUAUCAGGAGCGUUGCUGGGAUUUCUUCCCUGCAGGAGACUGUUUCAGAAAGCAAUAUGAGGAUCAACUUUCCUAGCCAAUAAGGGCUUUAUGGAAGGGGACAGAAAUGAUCGUUAUUAAACAGCCACUUGACAAAACCUUAAAGAAUUAAAUUUUUUAUAAAAGUGCUAAAUAAUUUUCUAUUUCACCAGAAUGACACUUUGCUUGUUCCCAGUUAUGGACAUUUUAAUUAUAAAAGUAUUAUGAAUAAAAAUGAUAAUAAAAAUUAUGAAAAAAGCUAUAUAAAUGGGAACGUGAACGAUGGUUUAGCUGUUGUAGUGGAAACUCUUUACCAGAAAAAGUGCCUGAAGAGUAAAACAAGAUGCAUUACCAAACAAACACUUUACAGCAUGUAAAAGGAUGCAGUUCUCUGGAUUGAACACUACAUUUUAUCUAAAUGCCCCUGUAUGUAAUCACAGUUUUGUUUAUUUUUUAUUUAUGCAUUUAUCCUGUUUUCAUUCAUAGCAGUUGGGUGCUCUUCAGAUACUCCAUUAAUGUUUGAUUUAAAAUAACUAUAUUUAUUUAUCAAUAUAACAUCAAAUCUGGAAUUAUGAAUAAAAUCUGGCAGUGGAUAAAUGU
Molecule: messenger RNA, 15470 nt
Organism: Melanotaenia boesemani (Boeseman's rainbowfish)
Lineage: Eukaryota; Metazoa; Chordata; Actinopteri; Atheriniformes; Melanotaeniidae
Product: ryanodine receptor 1-like
Exons: 107
Coding region: 1-14928 (4975 amino acids)
Biological process (GO): calcium ion transmembrane transport; intracellular calcium ion homeostasis
Cellular component (GO): smooth endoplasmic reticulum; calcium channel complex; sarcoplasmic reticulum membrane
Molecular function (GO): ryanodine-sensitive calcium-release channel activity; protein binding
Source: RefSeq, a predicted model, not a curated record